Molecule: messenger RNA, 7266 nt
Organism: Gigantopelta aegis
Lineage: Eukaryota; Metazoa; Mollusca; Gastropoda; Neomphalida; Peltospiridae
Product: Hermansky-Pudlak syndrome 5 protein-like
Exons: 29
Coding region: 161-5827 (1888 amino acids)
Biological process (GO): developmental pigmentation
Cellular component (GO): cytoplasm
Molecular function (GO): protein binding
Source: RefSeq, a predicted model, not a curated record
CGAAAAUGAGAAAACUGACAUCACAUGAUUUGUCUUUUUAUUUUAAUAAUUAUGAUACCCCUGAAAUUGAAUCGAAAAAGAUGUGGCACAACAUAUGGAAAUGAGUGUAUUUUUUCCUUGAUGACUAUAGAGUGUAGAGCACUGACACAGUAAUCACAAGAUGUUGUCAAGCCGAUGGAUGCACGUUUUGACGGAGCUGGCUCCACUGGAAGGCUUGGAUGGUCCACUCAGCCGAUCUGCCCGACUUUGCUACACUUGUAUUUCGGUGUCCAAGAAGUAUCUAGCUCUUGGCAGUAACACUGGCGGAGUGUAUAUUUUCAGCCGUGACAGUCUGAAGCAUUUACAAGUGGUGUAUGCAGAUGUCGAAACAAGCUCUGUGAUUGUGGCUGCUUUAAGUCCUAACGAUUCUGCAGUGGCAUUUGCUAUCAGUUCUGGUCAGGUGAUUGUAAUGGAGCUCAACAUAGAUCGCCGCUGUAAGCCCGAGAGACUACGUCUAAGUACUGAUCAUGUUGGAUUUACCGUCACUGCUCUGCACUGGGAUACAUCAAGUAGCAAGCUCUUCAUCGGAGACAGUGUGGGAAAAAUCAGUGUGGCUUACAUUCCAUCCUCAAAGGCAAAAACAUUGUUCACUCACCCCUCCGAGGUGAUUGUACGACUUGAUUCGGCUGUUAUCCAGCUUGACUGGUGGGACAGGAAACUGCUGGUGUCGACAGUAACACGCAGUUACCUCCUCAAUACAAAUAGGCACCAGUAUUCUCAAAUAGGAAAAAAUUUGAGAGAUGGAGAGUUUGGCAGUUGUUAUUUUGUUGAACCGAGGUGUCAGUAUCCGGUUGUAUACUGUGCUAGACCAGGAUCCAGGGUGUGGGAGGUUGAUUUUGAAGGCAAUGUUUUGAAUACUCAUCUGUUUAAAAAACUACUUUCUGUACCACCACUUCCAGUCAUUAAGUUCAGGUCUGAAAGUGUUCCAGACUUUGAUGAAUUACAAAGAUAUGAUUCACAGUCGGUUGCGUUCAACAAGAUGUGUCUUAUUGGGUCGUUUUUGAUCACAUGGAAUAAUAAAAGAAUCUACAUCUUUGACCCGGCCCGAGUGAAAAUGAUCUUGUGGGCAGAACAAGAGACUGCUGUCCAGGACAUUGCAACACAAGGAAAUGAGAUCUAUAUCUACUACUCUAAUCACUCUGUGAGCCGGCUCCAUCUCUUGCCGCUGCAGCAGUGUCUACAUCUUCUGUGUGGGAGACGCAAGUGGGCUGUCGCGGGACACCUGCUUGCCUACUGCGAUCACUUUGUGAGUUCCUCUGUGAUACAGCAACACAUCAAGACUGACACGCUGGUUGAAAUAAUUCAAAACAUUACCAGUCAGGUUGAUGUUACUGUUGCUGAAAAACUGCAGGUCAUUCUAGAGGAGUUCAUCCCAGAACGUGGAGGAUCAGAUAUUAACAGUGGAGAUGUGGAGAGUGAUACGAAUUCUGGGAUUGUUCGCUUAACGUCAGGAAUUUUUGUUGUGAAUGAAGGUUUGCCUGUAGGUAUUGAAGAUCAGAUGAAGGCUUCAUUUGAUGAUCAUUUGGAUUCUUCAGAGAAAAAUAAGAUGGUUUUUGAUCAUCAUUUGGAUUCUCCAGUGAAAGGUCAAAUGGUUUUUGAUGAUCAUUUGGAUUCUCCAGUGAAAGGUCAAAAUGUUUUUGAUGAUCAUUUGGAUUCUUUAGAGAAAGAUAAAACAGUUUUUGAUGAUCAUUUGGAUUCUUCAGAGAAAGAUAAAACAGUUUUUGAUGAUCAUUUGGAUUCUUCAGAGAAAGAUAAAACAGUUUUUGAUGAUCAUUUGGAUUCUUCAGAGAAAGAUAAAACAGUUUUUGAUGAUCAUUUGGAUUUUUCAGAGAAAGAUAAAACAGGUUUUGAUCAUCGUUUGGAUUCUUCAGAGAAAGAUAAAACAGUUUUUGAUGAUCAUUUGGAUUCUUCAGAGAAAGACAAAAUGGAUUUUGAUGAUCAUUUGGAUUCUCCAGUGAAAGGUCAAAAUAUUUUUGAAGAUAAUUCGGAUUCUACAGGAAAAGGUCAGGCAGAUUUUGAAGAUAUUUCGUUAGCUUCAGAAACGGAAUCAAUUCGGUUCCAGAUAGGUGACCUUGGGGACGAACACAAUUCUGAGUCUCUUACUGAUGAGAAUUUAUCAUUGAAACAAAAAUCACAAUUAUUAUCUUCCGCAGAUUCGGGAAAUUUAUGCCAUUUGACAGAAUGUUCUGAACAUACUGUGAUUGUUGAGAAUGGUUUUUCUAAAGAAAAGGAGUUACUAAGCAACAGUGAUUUUGGCAGAAUCAACAACAUCCAUGUGAAAGAAAAUCCUAUCUUAAUAGAGAAUUUGUGUUCUGUGACAGAGACUGGUGCUGAAAUUAAAAGUGAUUUGUUCAAAGGGGACAGAAAUAAUGCAAUGGAAGAAGAUUAUGCUAAAGAAAAUAGUGUAGAAACUCGAGAAACUUUGACUGUUGAGUUGGUAUCUGGUGAGUCGGAAACUCAUGACAUGUCCUUCACAGAAAGUGCGGGAUACAGUGUUGUGAAUGGAUUGCAGGGUGAAAACCAUCAAGCAGUGGCUAAGUUAAUUAGUGAGGAAAGACCUAACGCUUCAACACAAUCUUCAAGUGAUAAUGCAUGUGAUAAUGUUCAUCUGGUAACAGCAGAGGAUGACACAACAGUGAUACAAGAUGUAAUUGUAAGCAGCAACUCGGUGAUGUCAGCACAAGAGAGUCCAUCUGCAGUUACUGCCGAAGACCAGAGUCAGUUGCCAGUAGCCAGCGUGUCUAGCGUGGCGGUCAUGAAGUCGGUGAAUAAACAGCCAGUGUGUGACAAAACAUCAUUAUUUUCUGAUAGUUCACCACCAUCAGACAUCGUGUACAGAAGUCAAGGCCAUUAUAGAAGAUCAGCCAGUACUGGUUCAUUGAGGAGACUGAAGAAAAAAGAAAAGAAAUUAAAUUCUGCCACAAGUUUAGAAGAGGAAGCAGACAUCAACCUUUAUACAAAAGUUGACCUUGACCCUGACACAGUGUCCAUUGACACACUCAGCAGUGUCGAGGAAGGGGAAAUAACUCCCGAUACAGUCUCACUUGGGGAAAUUGACAAUGUCUCAUCAUAUUCUACUCACAACAGAUCUAGAACACCGGUCUAUCUGUCGGAUCACGAAUUCAUCCCGUCACUGAUUCAGCGAUUGUCAGCAGGCGGGGUGACACCUGGCAUUGAUGAUCAUAGUAGCAGAGAUGGGUCUCCUUCACAUUCUCAAGGCAGUUCAACUGCAACCUCCCCCAGAACUGCCCUGCUGUCUGUUAAAGAAAGUCUGUCCAACAAAACUAAGUUUCUCUUUGAGAGUAUUCGCAAGAAGAGUCUGUUGGGAAAAUCUCCGACCUCCGCUGGCGAACCAGACACAAAGGAAGUACCUGAGCUUGCAUUAUCACCAAAGCCAGCAGUUGUAGAAACUCCUGAUAAGGAUUUGAACCAGAAUGUGGACGAGAAAGAAUGGAAUCAGUUCAGAAUUGAUGUCAAUUUGUCCUCCCUCCAGACAGCGACAGAUUCCACCAAGACAAAGCUCCAAGACUUUGCAGUGCUAAUGAACCCCGACUUGUUGAAAUCACACUUGUUAGAGUGGGUAAAAGAACUACAUUUAACAUUGUGGCUUCUUCACCAAGAGAUUGAUAAAGAAAGGCAGAGCAAGAUAAAGGAGCAAAGAAAACAAAUUAGACUGAAACAGAAGCAAGCCGACUUGUUAAAAUAUAAAAAUAAGGCUGAGAGUGAUCAGUCAAAAAAUAAUGAAGAAGUUUCAGAAAUAAUCAAUAUGACUGGUCAGAAAAAGAUUGACGAUAGCCAAACUGACCAGCUGGAUUUUGAAAGUAGUACUGAGGACCAGUCGGUUUCAGAUAUCACUGCUACGACUGCUGGCCAAUCAUCUGAGGAGUUGGGUACUUCAUUUGACAGUAGCAGCAAAUCAGAACCUUUGUCUCAUCUGAGUAGUAAAGAAGAACUUCAAAACAAACUCCUUUCAGAAAUUGCAGAUAAUAUUUAUACUGAUUCCGAUGGAAAGAAUUUGGAUUCUAAUAGCAAUACUUGUCACAGAAUACUGUCUGUUGAAACUGAGGUACAGACCCAAGAUGAUGACGUUGCACCCAUAGAUUGGUUAGAAGUGUGUCAUGUGACGAAUCCAUUCAACAUGCCUCAGCAGUUCCAUGCAGAUGUAUCUGAGUUAACAAAUCUAUGCCUUGAAACAGGUUGUCAUGGCAAUGUAUUAAAAUUUGUUUCAAAACAUUCAGACCCAUCAGAAUCUGAAGACCUUAAACACGGUAAUAAGAACAAUGCUGAUAAUGACAGUUGUAUGGAAGAUAGUAGACCGUGUUCGUGUGUGUGCUGUUUGACUCAGUCCAGUGGUGAAUCAAGUCUGCAGGACUGCACGUUUGACAAGGAGAUGGCUCAGUUUGUGAAGAGUUAUUUUCACUGUUUGGAUUGGCAGAGGGUGCAGCAGACUUUGCAUGGUUGUCAUAGAAACCUGUUUCACACGUGGUCUGCACUUGUCACAUGUUCUCAGGAUAUUGGAAGAACUGAUCAGGUCAGUGUUAAACUGGAUAACAAGGAUAUCCACAGUGCAACUGACCUCCUUCGAUCGGGGAUUCUGGCAAAUAAACAUGCAUUUUUAGGACAUUAUGCAAGGUUGUUCAGUAUUAACACAUCGCAUGCUGUAGAAUUUGCCUCUGAGAUUCCAAAGAUAGUGUUCCCUCAAGACAUUGUGAACUUGUGCUGGAUGUGUAGCAAACCUGUGGAGCAGUUCUUCUCUAAAUAUAUUAAUCUGCGACUCGGUGAAAUGCCAUCAUACCUGAAAUUGUGUGUGAUGAAGGAAGUUUGCUCGUCAUCAUGGUUACGACAUACAGCUUUGGACUGUUUGCUCAGACAGACAUUACAGGAUCAGGUGUCUGAAAGUGACAAACCCAGACCUGGAAGCCAUUUAAUCAGUUGGGUGAAUGAAGACAUGAUCGAAAGCGUUCUUGAUCUUUGUGUCAACAAUGUAGAAGAAAAGGCAUUGUGUUGCUGUAAAAAAUAUAGGUACUGGAAAGGCUGUCUGAGAUUUCUCAAGAGGAAACGGGCGUGGAAGGAAAUGUUGUGGAUAAUAGUUCACCUGGGUGAUGUUACUCUCCUUGAUGAGAGGCAGUCAUAUGGUUAUCUACCUCAAUCCAUCGAACAGUGGAACUACUUUCUUCAGAAGUAUUCUGACGCACAUUCUGUGACCCAGUGUUAUAGUUCCACUGAAUGUACCAAGCAGUUUGAUUGGUCAGUCUCCCUGACCUGGCAGAGUAUCUGUGAGCUAUUGGUGAAGACGCUCGGACCAGCCACUGCCAUUACACUGCUACAGAAGUUUAACAUCCCAGCACUGGGACUGUCACCUCAGUUUUACCAAAUGUGCCUUGUGGAGUCGCAGAUUCAGCAACAACAAAGGCUGGUUCUUCACAAUAUGCUGGAGAAAGUGGACACCUACCUGUGGGCUAAACGGUCCCCACACAUGGCACCCCAGUUGCUGUAUGCUGUGAGUGAAGAGAAAAAGGGUCGGUCCACUGACAAAGAGUCGGGAGAUGACAGCUAUCAACAAUUGUUUGGACAGAUUUCCAGUAAACGAAACCUCGGACAAACAGCAGAAGAUUCAGAAAGUCACUGGGGAGUUCCUGCAGAUAUCAGCAGCCGAUGUAGUAACUGCAACCUGAAGUUGACAGAGACCGUUUCACACGUACUGCCUGGUGUGACAGUUUUCCAGUGUGGUCACACUUUCCACAGAUUUUGCAUUCCACAAAACACGUGUCUUGUUUGUGAUAUCUGAAGAAUAAGUUGAUGCUGUAUCGCCAGUGAUGAUAUGUUUAGCAUUAAAGUCAGUCUUAAGCACUGCCCUGUUAUGUGCACCAAAUAUUUUUACACUGUACAUUUUCACAUAAUGAGUAUAAUUGUGAUAAUUUUGUAUGAUAAAGAUUCUUAAGUAUUUCACCUAUUUUACAGAAAAGUUUACUAAAUUUUCUUAAUAUGAGUGCCUAAAAUUUAAAUAUGUUUUGAUAUCUGGAAUGAUUUGAUUUUGGCAUCAUAAAACAACAGAAUAUAUACCUACCUACAUAUAGUAAUUAGCAGGGCCCAGAUUUUCAGUCAUCUUAGCACUAUGAUAUCGUAAAACCGCCGUAGGCUAUGACAUUUGUUGUUGUGACAUCAUAGCUUAGAACAGUUUUACGAUACCAUAGUGAUGCGAUAGCUUCAGAAAUCUAUAGCCAGGUUCUAGGAAUCAACUUCCAUCCAGAGCGAGUUUUACAGGGUGUAUACUACCAAAUCUAUUGUUUAUGUCUAUUCUGUAUUUUAAAACUUAGCUUGUUCGCUUGCUCAUAAAAAAGAUUGCUAGCUACAUUUUACACAUGUGAAUAAAUGAUGGUCAGUUAUUAGUCGCUCAAUAGUAUAUAAUAUAUAGUUAUAUAAUUAUAGUUAUAUUUGUAACUUUUAUAAUAGAUUUUUAAAUUGAUAUGAUUCUGUAAAUUAUAAUUAUUAUACAAUUGCUAAGAACAAUAUUUUGUUUUGGGUAAAAAGCAUUUGCACGAUCAUGUAUACAGUAAUUAAACAGUAUUAAUUAUUUAUUUCAUAGUGUAUGUUAAUGUUAUUUCUUUGACAAAAAAAGUUCAUUUAUAUAACCGAUAUCAAUAGAUAUUUUGUGUCAUUAGAUGUGUUUUUCGCCCAUUUUUUUUCUUCAAAAUGUUCGGUUGUGUAAUGUAAAUCUAGUUUUGAUUUAAAACUUUCAUUAUUUUGUUCAGUCAUCCAAUUAUUUUUUUUCACUUGUAUGCAUAUGGGAGUCUAAAACAUGGUUUUAAUAUCUUCUUUUUUUUCAUGUUUCUAAUGGAUUAUUAUGAACAAAUGCUGUAUAAAAAUAUAAUGUCUAAAAUAAGUGUGACUGAUUUUUAUUACGUUUUAUAAAGUUUGUACAGUACACGGACCUGUGUGAUAUAAUCAUAUUUUUUUCUCAGAAUGUAGAUGUGUAUAAAAACUUACAUGGAUAUAGUUAAAUGUAAAAAAAAUUAAAAUACUCACAGUACACCGAGGUUGUCAAAUGAAGAGUGUUUUUACCAAACUUACUAGAUCCACAGUCAUAAACUACCCCCCUAAUGCUGGAGCAAAACCUCAAACUUGUGUACAAAUUAUACAGAUAUUCGGGCAAAAUGUGCUAACCUAAGACCUUUUUACCAUGUAUUUUCAUCAUUCUACCUCAAAAUUAGUUGUGAUCCAUGUACA